Molecule: messenger RNA, 2602 nt
Organism: Sinocyclocheilus rhinocerous
Lineage: Eukaryota; Metazoa; Chordata; Actinopteri; Cypriniformes; Cyprinidae
Gene: gpr161b
Product: G protein-coupled receptor 161b
Exons: 6
Coding region: 595-2181 (528 amino acids)
Biological process (GO): G protein-coupled receptor signaling pathway
Cellular component (GO): plasma membrane; recycling endosome
Molecular function (GO): G protein-coupled receptor activity
Source: RefSeq, a predicted model, not a curated record
GACAGACAGACAGAUAGAUAGUUUUCGUCUAAUUGUUCUGCUGUUGUUUUAACCAUAGCUAAAUCUCACUGUUAAUUUGAAUAUGUGUAGAUAUUUUUGGUGGAAUACAGACAUAAAAAAAACGUACAAAACGAUUUUUGCAAAUAUUAUUCCCCAUGAGAACAUUGCAGAGCAGACUAUAUGUAGCCGGUGAGAGUGAGACCCUCUGUCUGGACUGUCUGCAGUCGAGAUGGAGGGAAGUUUUAAAGAGGAGGAUUUCCGACGCCAUUGUGACGUCAGCAGCGCCUCUUUAUUCACCGCCGACCGCAGCAGCCGCAACAAAUGAACAUCCCUGGAUCAUUUAAUACUUUGUAACUGCGUUGAAACUUUGAGCAUGCGUCUCCGGAAAGCGUUUUUGUUCCGCGAAAGCCUGAGAAAACAAACUCAGCAUCUUGCAGGAAGUGAGAAAGUUUUUGGAUUAAAGUUAGUCGUCGCAGACUAACAAAGCCAGCCGGAGAAAGUUACUCGUGCUGGACUACAGCGUGAUAUCGCCUGGCCUGGAAAACUGUUUGUCAACAUGUCUGUCCAGUCCUGGGUACCCAGCAGCCUCCCAUAAUGAACAGCUCUAAGAAUGGGACAGCGGUGGCCAACUCCACUAACGGCCUGGAUGACGAUGGGCUCAUGGUCCUGGAGUCUGUCUCUAUCAUCAUCAUAGCAAUACUGGCAUGUCUGGGGAAUCUGGUCAUUGUGGUGACCCUAUAUAAGAAGCCCUACUUACUGACACCCAGUAACAAGUUUGUCUUCAGCCUGACUUUGUCCAAUUUGCUGCUGUCUGUCCUAACGCUGCCCUUCGUUGCGGCCAGCUCGGUGCGUCGGGAUUGGAUGUUUGGAGUGGUUUGGUGUAACUUCACAGCACUGCUCCAUCUACUCGUCAGCUCAUCCAGCAUGCUUACACUAGGAGCCAUUGCCAUUGACAGGUACUACGCCGUUUUAUAUCCCAUGAUCUACCCCAUGAAAAUCACGGGAAACCGAGCUGUGGUCGUCAUCGUUUAUGUGUGGCUCCACUCCCUGGUCGGAUGCCUGCCGCCACUUUUCGGUUGGUCCGCCUUUGAGUUUGACCGCUUCAAGUGGACCUGUACAGUGGCUUGGCACGAGGAGAUCAGCUAUACUGCCUUCUGGGUUACGUGGUGCUGCCUUCUGCCACUGGCGGCCAUGCUGAUCUGCUAUGGCGUCAUCUUCCGCGUGGCCCGCAUCAAAGCUCGCAAGGUUUACUGCGGAAGUGUGGUGGUGCCUCAAGAGGAGUCCAGUUCUCAGAAGAAUGGUCGCAAGAACUCCAAUACUUCCACAUCUUCUAGUGGAAGCCGCAAGAGCCUGGUCUACUCUGGGAGCCAAUGCAAGGCCUUCGUCACCAUUCUGGUGGUUCUGGGGACAUUUCUGACCACUUGGGGUCCAUAUGUGGUAGUUAUCAGCACUGAAGCACUGUGGGGUAAAGACAGUGUUUCUUCACAGAUGGAGACACUGGUCUCCUGGCUGUCCUUCACCAGUGCCGUGUGUCAUCCACUUAUUUAUGGGCUGUGGAAUAAGACCGUACGUAAGGAGCUGUUGGGCAUGUGCUUUGGCGACCGCUACUACAGAGAGUCUUUUGUUAUACGGCACCGGACCUCUCGUCUUUUUAGCAUCUCUAACCGGAUAACGGAUUUGGGAAUGUCUCCUCACCUGACAGCCAUGUUAGUGGGCGGUGGACCGCUCCUGGGCCGUGGAAGCAGCACGGGAGACACUGGCUUCAGCUACACCCAGGACUCAGCUACAGACGUCAUGCUGUUGGACGGCUACACCUCAGAGCCCUCCCACUCAGCCCACUGUGCUGCCAAUAAGAGGAGAAGUUCUGUCACAUUCGAGGACCAAGUGGAUCAGAUGCCUAAAGGUGACCCCUUGGUAGUCCAAGUGACGGCAGACAUCCAUAAGUCUUUGGACAGCUUUGCGUCUUCUCUGGCUAAGGCUAUAGAGAACGAUGCCAAGCUUCAACUCUUUGGGGAAUGGACUCAAAUUCCAACAAGUCUGUUCACAGUACGAAACACACAGAGAACUCCCCGUUACCUGGAUGGACAGAGACUCAGGAUGGAAAGCAUCGAUGAAGGAAUAGUUAAAGAUGAUGAUGAUGAUGAAGAGCAAGAGGAAAAAGUAGGUGACACUUCCAUGUAGUUCUUUGACUCGGUAAAUGGACCAGAUUGUGUAAUCUGUAGCUUUUAAAGGUACAAGGAACGCUUAAGAUAAAUGUUUACAGAUAUACAGUGAUUUAUGUGUAGUUUACAUACUAGAUCUGUCACUCACCAGAAUAAGUUAUGUUUUUGUAACAUAAAAGUUAUUGUAAAAUCACGUCCAGCCCUCAUAUAUUGCCUCAUAUAUUUUGCCUGUGUUGGGUACUGUGUAUUAUGUUUACUCUUUUCUUAUAAGGAAACUGUAAGCACUCAUGCCCUGACUGUUUGUAAGAAUGAUUAUCCUACAGCUCACUGUUUUAAGUUCAGGUCUAUUAAUAUAUUCUAUUAUUAUAAGUGCCACCAGGUUUAUAGAAAAUAUACCAAAUGUCUUUGGGGUUAUAUUGAUGUGGCCAAAAAAAUACCCU